Messenger RNA from Lycium barbarum (goji berry), 426 nucleotides. Its product is annotated as deoxypodophyllotoxin synthase-like. The coding region runs from base 1 to 426 and encodes 141 amino acids. The record is from RefSeq and is a predicted model, not a curated record. The transcript is spliced from 2 exons. NCBI's taxonomy places the organism in Eukaryota, Viridiplantae, Streptophyta, Magnoliopsida, Solanales, Solanaceae.
AUGGUUCACCAAGCACCUCUAAAACUCCCUCCUUUGAACCUAUCAAAUGAGUACUUGAAACCUGAUGAAGUCCGCGGUGCAUUAGAAGAGUACGGUUGUUUCCUGGCGGUUUUUGACUCUGUUUCACCGGAGCUAAAUAAUGAAAUAUUUCAUGCACUUGAAGAAUUAUUUGAUCUUCCCAGAGAAACCAAAAUUUGUAACACUUCUGAAAAGCCCUUUGAAACACAAGAAGGGGGGAGGGGGUUGAAUUCUGGCUUCACGUCUGAAGAUUUUGGCAAUGAAUCAAUAUUUCUUAGGAUUGAAUUUGAUUUGCCUCGCUCUAAGGUAACCCAAGGGAAUUUAUCCUCAAUCAGGGAUUUGAGUGAUUUCCUGAUUGAUCUUCGAAUCUUCUUUACUGGUCUUCUUUCCUAUGUGUCCAUGAUAUGA